AUGUGGAUUCUCUGCUUCCUUCUCUUCAUCUCGGCAUUCGCUUAUGAUGACAGUAUAUCCGUAAUUAAUAUUCAUGAAGAACUUCCACCGAACAUUUUACUAUUACCUACAAUAUCAUCAUCUAAUCUUCAAUGGUUACCCUCAUCGUAUUCAUUUCAAUCCUAUUUUAAUCUCCAUUCCGAUCAGUCAUUGUAUACUACAGUUCAAGUAAUUGAUCGAGAGAAAUUUUGUGAACAGAAACUUUGUAAUUGCUCGAAAUGUUCGAUAAACUUAAGUUUCUUGCAAACAGUCUCACCAAGUAAUAUUUCCAUUCGAACGAUUGAAAUCAUCAUUGAAGAUAUCAAUGAUCAUUCACCAACAUUCAAACAACCAAUUAUUCGACUUUCGAUUGCGGAAAAUGUUCCUAUUGGUUAUGAAAUUCCUUUAGAAGCAGCAAUUGAUAAUGACUACGGUGUUCUAUCCAUUCAAGCAUACGAAUUAUAUCCAAUCGGAAACAAUCCAUUUCGUUUGUUUCGAACGACAAAACCGAUUCUAAAACUAGUCGAAACAUUAGAUCGUGAGAGCAAAUCAAAUUAUUUAUUGAAAUUAAUCGCUUAUGACGGAGGUCAACCGGCACUAUCCGGAGAGCAAAAUAUUGAAAUUAUCGUUACAGAUGUAAAUGAUAACCCUCCGAUCUUUGAAAAGACGAUUUAUCAGAGAACUCUUCCGGAAAACUAUCAAAUAGAGACGAUUAUCUUGAAAGUUCACGCCACUGACCGAGAUGAGAAUGAAAAUGCUCGAAUCACUUAUUCGAUCGAUGAUCGUUCAUCGACAUUCAUCAUUAAUCAACAGACAGGUGAAAUCUAUUUGAAAAAGUCUCUAGAUUACGAAAGAACACGAGCAUAUUCAUUAACCAUCAAAGCUCAAGAUAAUGGUGUACCACAGAUGACUAAUUAUGCAACGUUGAUUAUUGACGUAACAGAUGUCAAUGAUCAUAGUCCAGAUGUUUUAUUAACCGAAGUUAAUGGAACUAAAAUGAAUAAUCGUUUGAUCAAUCUACCAGAAUGUACAUUAAAAGAUACACCGCUGUUGUAUGUUUACAUCACUGAUGACGAUUCAGGUGAUAACGGUCGUGUUAGUUGUACCUUGAACGACACUCGUUUGAAUUUGAUCUAUUUGACUACGAAUGCUUAUGCUUUGCAAACAAGCAAUUCAUCAUCGUUUGAUUAUGAAAGUGAACAAUCGGUUGUGAUUCAUUUGCAAUGCACUGAUUUCGGCACUCCAUCUUUGUCAACAUCGACUCUACUUCAUCUGUUCAUCGAAGAUUGUAAUGAUAAUUCACCCGAGUUUAUUUCUCCAUCAUCUUCCAAUCUAUCAUUAAUCAUCGCUUAUGAAACAACGGAUGUGCCAUUUCUUCUGACUCAAUUCAUUGUACGCGAUCGUGAUCGUUCUCAACCGAAUAGUUUCGCAUAUUCGUAUAUCGUCUCACCACCGCUCGAUCUAAAUCUAAUUAAUAAUGGAACAUUAAUUCUUCAUUCAAUGCCUGCUAUGCCAGGAACAUUCAUCAUCAAUGUCACUGUUUAUGAUAGUGGAAAUCUCACUAGUACAAUAUCAAUGAAUGUUCGUAUUCAAUCGAUCAAUGAAACGAUAUCAACAAUGAGUUUACCGAAGGAACAUACGACUUUAGUACUGUUGAUUACAUUCUUUAUUAUAAUUUUUCUCGCAGCGAUAUUGAUAUCGAUGUGUUUUCUCAUCGCUUUCAUUCUGCGAAGAAAAAUGCCGAAAAAAUCCGUUGCAAAUGUGUCAUCACACGGAAGUACAACGAGUUCAAAUGAACGAACAGGUUCAUCACAAAAAACGAUGAUCGAAAUUUUCGAUGACGCAGUGAAUUCAUCGAAUCGUGUCUAUCAAUACGGAGUUCAACAAGCACCAGUAGAUAUGAAGGUAAUCAAUCCAAGCGGUAUUCAUCAAAGUGAUUUUGAUUAUUCCGAAAAGGUUCAAAGAUAUUUAACACAUUUGAAUGAUCGACUGAUUGGCACUGAUAUCGACGAAGGUGUUUAUGGAUCAUCGGAUGUUUCGUCUGAUCAUAUUCAACAAUUAACUCUUCGACCAUCAUCGGUAGAUUCCUCCAUACAUUCAUCGCAACAAGCGUAUCAGGAUAGUUUCAAACGUUUUGAACAAUUGUAUGCGCUAGUUGAACAUCAUCCAACAACUAAUCUCGAUACGUCAGCAUUCACAUCGGACAGCCUUUAUGUAUAG
Molecule: messenger RNA, 2238 nt
Organism: Adineta ricciae
Lineage: Eukaryota; Metazoa; Rotifera; Eurotatoria; Adinetida; Adinetidae
Source: the annotation of a GenBank genome assembly